Messenger RNA from Knipowitschia caucasica, 1188 nucleotides. Lineage: Eukaryota; Metazoa; Chordata; Actinopteri; Gobiiformes; Gobiidae. The record is from the annotation of a GenBank genome assembly.
AUGGAGACUGCGAUGGGGUCUGGAGUGAUGCCCGGGUUCCAGGUGAUGAGUGACCUGCUGACCAUGAGAGAGAAGGCCGUCCUCCGGAGCCUGAUUCAGCCAAAUUGUGAGCUGAUGAAGAGCACAGUGGCCCAGGUGCUGCAGUCCCAGGAGCAGCCAGAGGAGGCGCUGGCGUGGAGCCGCCCUAUGUGUGGGGUCCUGUGUGUCAUCAAAGACCAGAGCCUCAACACUCACUUCCUGCGCCUCUUCUGUCUCAAGAACGCAGAGCUGCUCUGGGAACACGAGGUUUAUGUUCCCUUCCAGUACAACGCCUCAUGCUCGUACUUCCACUCUUUUCCGGCCGACGGACAUCAUACUGGCUUCAACUUCGCCGAUGAAACUGAGGCGGAGGAGUUUCAUUUUUCUGUGGAGAACAUAAGGAAAAAGCAAGACACGAUUUCAUUUGAAAACACUUCAAAGAGAAACAAACUGUCGCCUGAAAUCGCUGACAUAAGAGAAAAAUUGUUACAGACAGAGAGAAGAAUAAGCGCCCCGGCAGUCGCUCCCAAAGCUACGGCCGCUAUUCAUUCCGGGGAGAGAAUGUCUUCUCUUCUGCAGGCGGGAGAGCCCGACUCGCUGCUGAAGAGGCUGAUGUCUCGCAGUCGUCUGAGUGAAGAGGAGCUGAUGACCCGCAGUGUGAGCGACAUCGUGGACCACAUCAUCGCUGAGUCUGGAGGAGUGCAGGCCAUUCAGAUGGAGCUGCACAGAGAGAGAGGAGCGAACUUCAAAACUUUGCCUCGAUAUUCUGGUGCCUCCCUGCCCAGAACCCCCUCCACAGAGCAGGACCCCCCUGUGAAGAUCAAGAAGCGGGCCAUCUUAACUGUUCCUGCAGCUGGAGGCAAAGACGACAUCAUAAUUGCACUCACAAAAAUCCUCAAGAAAAGGCAACAACUGCAAACUGAGAAGAACGAAGUCAUUCAUGGAAACACUGAGAUCUCCUACCAGGACACCAACUCUAUUCCAGCUGAAGAGCGCCUGUCCAUCUGUCUGUGGUUUCUUGCCACUGGGGACUCCUACAGGACCAUUGCGGGGAGCUUCAGAGCAGGCAUAUCCACCGUCUCCAUGCUCAUCCCAGAUGUGGUGGCAGCCAUCUGGGACUGCCUCGUGGAGGAGUUCAUGGCUGUGCCUGGAGCAGAGGAGUGGAGGUAA